ACUCGGUCAACCUUCUUCUAACUCUCCUGUAGAUUCUGUUCUUCCUCCACCUCCUCAAGUAGACCACCAUUCAUCGCAGGGAAACGGGAGCUUUACCCUUCUACCUUCGAUUCGUCUUCUCUGUCAAUAUUUCAAUGUAUUUGACCUGGUAGCUGGUGCCUGCAGGAGAUACAGUUCCCAUUUCAAGCACCCAAUUUAAGUCCGCGCCCUUGGUUAUCCUGCUGCCCUCUAAAGCAGUCCUCCAUGAACAUGGAGAAGGAGGAGAUAUGGAGGCUGGUCUUUGUGUUAUUCCUUGGCCAACUGGUUUCUUUCUUCCUUGCGGUUGCCAGCUUCACUUCUUCUUUAAUAGCAGAGCUGGGUACUGAUGCACCACUCACGCAGUCUUUCUUCACAUACCUUUCCCUGUCCCUAGUUUAUGGUGCAGCUUUCCUGUACCGGCGUCAGAAGCUUCUGGUUGCUUGGUAUUGGUAUUUUGUGUUAGCCUUUGUUGAUGUGCAAGGGAACUAUUUAGUUAUUAAGGCUUAUCAGUACUCGUCAAUCACUAGCGUCACACUACUGGACUGUUGGACCAUACCAUGGGUGAUAAUUCUCACCUGGCUUGUAUUAGGGACAAAGUACAGUCCAUGGCAAUUUUUGGGUGCAGCGGUUUGUGUGCUAGGCCUCGGUUUGGUGCUUCUCUCUGAUGCAGGCGUAUCUGGUGGAGGUGGCACAAAACCUAUUAUCGGUGAUAUACUUGUUAUUGCAGGAACAUUUUGUUAUGCAUUCAGCAAUGUUAGUGAGGAAUAUUGUGUUAAGAAGAAAGAUCGAGUUGAACUACUCACAAUGCUUGGGGUCUUUGGGGUGCUAGUCAGUGCAUGUGAGAUAUCUAUUAUCGAGAGGAAAGACCUUGAAUCAGUUAAGUGGUCUGCCACAAUGAUAUCUUUAUUUGUUGGCUUUGCUGCAUCAGCAUUUCUGUUCUACACCGUCGUUCCCUUUGUUUUAAAGAUGAGUGGAGCAACUUUGUUCAAUCUCUCUCUUCUUACAUCCGAUAUGUGGGCGGUGGUCAUUCGCAUUUUCUUUUAUCAUCAACAGGUGGAUUGGUUGUACUAUCUUGCAUUUGGCCUGGUUGCUAUCGGGUUGAUUAUCUACUCAGUGCAUGAUAGCAAAAAGGCCAAUGGAACAACCAACGAAGAUGAGUCCGAAUCUUUACAGUAUGAACAACUUGCCGAAGAAAGUUCAGCGAUAUAUAAUGGCGUUUUAGCAGCCUGAUUCUGAUACAUCUACUGGUUCAGAGAUCAAGGAAGCUGCAUAUGGUCCAAGAAUGCAAGACUGGAAGUUAACUGAAGUUUUAAUGUCAUCAGUUCGAUUAAAGACAGUGAAAUUUGUAUGAUUUCAAGAUUUGGGGAACGGAUAUGCUAAAUAGAAACAUAGAUUGUAAAUAUGAAAUAAAAUUUAUUUUUGACCA
Molecule: messenger RNA, 1444 nt
Organism: Musa acuminata subsp. malaccensis (wild Malaysian banana)
Lineage: Eukaryota; Viridiplantae; Streptophyta; Magnoliopsida; Zingiberales; Musaceae
Biological process (GO): transmembrane transport
Cellular component (GO): membrane
Molecular function (GO): transmembrane transporter activity
Source: RefSeq, a predicted model, not a curated record